GGUCUAUGGCGUCACGGGUGACGUCACCGGCUCUUCGCCCCGAUCCUCCCCAAUCUGACGGUGUUCUGCUCGUUUUAUGACAUAAUCUGGCGAUAAUAAAGCAUGUCUACUCCUGCGAGACGAAGGCUUAUGAGAGACUUUAAGAGACUUCAGGAAGACCCUCCGACCGGCGUCAGCGGCGCUCCUUCAGAAAACAACAUCAUGCUGUGGAACGCUGUGAUUUUUGGGCCUGUAGGAACGCCCUUUGAAGAUGGAACAUUUAAACUCGUUAUUGAAUUUUCAGAAGAAUAUCCCAACAAGCCUCCUACGGUUCGCUUCAUCUCCAAAAUGUUCCACCCCAACGUGUAUGCAGAUGGCAGUAUAUGUUUAGACAUUCUCCAGAACCGCUGGAGUCCCACGUAUGACGUCUCCUCCAUUCUGACAUCCAUCCAGUCUCUAUUGGACGAGCCGAACCCCAACAGCCCAGCCAACAGCCAGGCGGCCCAGCUCUACCAGGAGAACAAGCGCGAGUACGAGAAGAGGGUGUCCGCCAUCGUGGAGCAGAGCUGGGUCGACUCGUAACACACACACACACACACACACACAGGAACUAUAUUUGUGUGCUUAUUUAUUUUAACUGCAUGGUAAGUCAUUGCUAACCGAGUUUGAGAUGUGCUGUCGUGGGGUUGGUUUGGAUCCCUGAACACGUUCUGUAGUUAAACACCAGUCAUAUAUAUCCGAGGAUGAUGUCAUGCCGUUUGAGGAGUGACUCUGGGAAUCAUGUUUUUGUAUCUGUAUUUGAGAACAUCGUUACGCUCACGUGUUUGUGCUUCAGAUAUAAAGCAAACGAGCAGAUGUUCGGAGAGUUAGCUUUUGUGAAUUUAUCAUAAGAACAUUUAUACUUCUAAUAUGCUGUAUAAAAAAAUUAAAAAUAUUCAGACUUGGA
Molecule: messenger RNA, 925 nt
Organism: Pimephales promelas (fathead minnow)
Lineage: Eukaryota; Metazoa; Chordata; Actinopteri; Cypriniformes; Leuciscidae
Gene: ube2b
Product: ubiquitin-conjugating enzyme E2B (RAD6 homolog)
Source: RefSeq, a predicted model, not a curated record